This is a messenger RNA of Neocloeon triangulifer, 1863 nucleotides long. Its product is annotated as glucose dehydrogenase [FAD, quinone]-like. Gene Ontology annotation, molecular function: flavin adenine dinucleotide binding; oxidoreductase activity, acting on CH-OH group of donors. The transcript is spliced from 4 exons. Lineage: Eukaryota; Metazoa; Arthropoda; Insecta; Ephemeroptera; Baetidae. The record is from RefSeq and is a predicted model, not a curated record. Bases 1 to 1863 code for a protein of 620 amino acids.
AUGGCCACAGUGAGGGGCAAGUGGACGGUGCUUGUUAUUGCCACACUUUUGUCCCAAGUGUCAACGUUGAACCUGAAUUUGCUCGAAUCGACAAUAUCUCAGCACAGAGAUCUCAUCAGAGACCCCGAGGGCCUCCCUUACGACACCCCCACCAGCAAAUUAUGGGAUGAGUACGACUUUGUGGUGGUGGGGGCGGGCACGGCCGGAAGCGUGGUCACCAACCGGCUGACCGAGGUGCCCAAGUGGAAGGUGCUGCUGCUGGAGGCGGGUCGCGAUGAGCUGAGGGCGACAGACGUGCCCGUGUUCGCGGCGCACUUCCAGCUGACCGACUACAACUGGGGCUACCGCGCGCAGCCCCAGAAGGACGCGUGCCUCGCCUUCAAGGACCAGCGGUGCGCGUGGCCCCGCGGCAAGGGCAUGGGCGGCACCAGCAUCAUCAACUACAUGAUUUACACCCGCGGCCACCCCAGGGACUACGACGGCUGGGAGGAAAUGGGCAACCCUGGCUGGGGCUGGAAGGACGUUUACAAGUACUUCUUGAAAUCUGAAAACGCGAACCGAGAUUUGGCCGACUCGGAGUUUCAUUCGACAGGAGGAUAUCUGGACACGGCUCAUUUGCCCUACAGCACGAAAUUGAUCGACUCGUUCAUGGAGGGCGGCAAAGAAUCUGGUUUCGACACGGUCGAGUACAACUCGGGCGAGCUGCUGGGCUUCUCGAGGCUGCAGGUGACGCAGCGAAACGGCGCCAGGUGCAGCGCCAGCAAGGCGUUCCUGCGGCCGAUCCGCAACAGGGCGAACCUGCACGUGGCCAAGGAGGCGCAGGCGACCAAGAUCCUGAUCGACCCGGCGACGAAGCGCGCGUGGGGCGUAGAGUUCCAGCGCCGCACCGGCCGACACGUGGUCAGGGCGCGCAAGGAGGUCAUCCUGUCCGCGGGCGCCAUCGACACGCCCAAGCUGCUGAUGCUGUCCGGGGUGGGGCCCAGGGCGCACCUCGAGUCGCUCAACAUCUCGGUGGUGCACGCGUCGCCGGGGGUGGGCAACAACCUGCAGGAACACGUGUCCAUGAGCGGCCUGACCUUCCUGGUCAACGACACGGUCGCCCUGACCGAGGAGCGGCUGGCCAAGCUCGAACCCUUCCUCCAGUACGUGAACGAGGGGAGGGGGCCGCUGACCCUGGCCGGAGGGGUGGAGGGGUUGGGCUACAUCCGCACCAAGGCGGCCGACACGCCCCUCGACUACCCUGACAUCGAGUUGAUCUUCGCCUCGGGGUCGCUGAACUCGGACGACGGCCGGGUGGUGCGGAAGGGACUGGGGAUGACGGACGAGGUCUACGACGCCGUCUUCAAGCCCAUCAACAGCAGGGACGCGUGGACCGUGUGGCCGAUGGUGCUCAAGCCCAACAGCAGGGGGUGGGUGCGUCUGAAGAGCAACAACCCGCUCGCCUGGCCCGUAAUGUACGGGAACUACUUCGACGACCCGCGCGACCUCGAGUCCAUCGUCGAGGGCAUCAAGUUCUCCAUCAAGCUGAGCGGCACCGCGGCCUUCCAGAGGUACAACAGCACCCUGCACGACAUCCCCCUGCCAGGGUGCGUCCAGUUCGAGUUCAACACGGACGACUACUGGCGAUGCGCCGUGCGCCAAGUGACCACCACCCUGCACCACCAGUGCGGAACCGCCAAGAUGGGGCCCAAGAGCGAUCCGGACGCGGUCGUCGACCCUGAGCUCAGGGUGCACGGAAUCAAAGGGCUCAGGGUGGUCGACGCGUCCAUCAUUCCCAGGAUUCCGGCGGCGCACACCAACGCGGUUUGUUUCAUGAUCGGAGAAAAGGCGUCGGACAUGAUCAAAAGUUCUUACGGAAAAUAA